UGUGAUUGUUGGGGUCGCAGGAUGAAUUUUAGAAUUGUGCUUCCGUUCGUGGCGGGUGUUUUGAUGUGCGCUUCUGUCGUGGCAAGUUUAGAAUGUGGCAAACAAACGAUAAGAAACGGACGCAUUGUGGGAGGAGAGGAGGCCUUUGACGGCGAAUUUCCUUUUUUGGUGUCUAUACGUUUAGGAGGGAGUAUUUUCGGACAACACCACUGCGGGGGAGUGAUCGUGAGGAAACUCUGGAUUCUAACUGCUGCCCACUGCGUCACGAGCCACGCUGCCAAAUCUUUCGUCGUUCGCGUGGGCGAGUUUGACUUGACUCGAGCAGAGGGCAACCACACGGAGAGCGACCAUCCGGUCGAGAAGAUCAUCCUGCACCCCGACCUUUACAAACCGAGACGAUACAACAACGACGUCGCACUGCUUCGGCUCAGCAAACCGAUCCACUACGACGACUACUCCUGGCCCGCUUGCUUGCCGCAAUUCGGAGAAGAUUUCACAGGGUGGCAAGGAACCACCGUCGGAUGGGGAUUCACAGACGAAAAUGGUGGUCGUAGGUCUCCAACCCUCCAGAAGGUCCAGGUUCCGCUCCUGAACAGGACCCAGUGCCAAGACUUGUACAACGAGGCUAAGAAGAACGUGCGAUUCGAGAAAGGACAAAUAUGUGCGGGGUACAGGGAAGGAAAGAAAGAUUCUUGCCAGGGUGAUUCUGGCGGCCCUCUCGUCAUCAGACGCGAGGGACGUUUCACUGUUGUGGGCGUGGUUUCUGCUGGAAUCGGCUGCGCGCGACCACUUCUGCCGGGUGUCUACUCACACGUGCCCUCGCACAUGCAAUGGAUUCAAAACACCAUUGAGGGAUCGUGAAAGUCUUCUCCUGUCCUCAGCUUUUUGCUGUUCAUACGGAUGCGUAUGAGGAGCAGAGGACCCAAAUGCUUGGCUUAUUUAUUUGCCAAGUAGGUGCCGCGUUUUGCUGUGAGCUUUGUCAACAACCAAGUUUUUUUUCCCUGAUAAUGCGGAUGGCGAUGAAAUUUUUCUGUUGAGACGCAACGAAAAUUAUUCCCAAAAACUGUUUAUUAGAAGUUGUACGAAGAAAACUAAUAAUUGGCCGCUACUAAGUACAGGACGGCUCAAAAAGAAUCGUGGAGUUUCAUAAGGGAAUAUAGGACCUACAGGUCUCUGGUCGAGCGUAAGUGAAAGAGCGAUUGGUAAAGUUUCAAUUUGCUACCGCUAGAUGUC
Uloborus diversus is the source of this 1233-nucleotide messenger RNA. Its product is annotated as transmembrane protease serine 3-like. Gene Ontology annotation, biological process: proteolysis. Bases 22 to 861 code for a protein of 279 amino acids. Gene Ontology annotation, molecular function: serine-type endopeptidase activity. The transcript is spliced from 6 exons. Lineage: Eukaryota; Metazoa; Arthropoda; Arachnida; Araneae; Uloboridae. The record is from RefSeq and is a predicted model, not a curated record.